GACAUCAUGAACAUCAUCAUCACUGUUGGUACUAAGUAGCCUCUUCGUUGGCAUUCUUAGCCUAGGCUCCAAGUCCUGAGGGCUUAUUUCAUUGCUACUUCAGAGGUUUUCCUCUAGCUGUAAGGCAGGGUUUGGGCAAGGGAGGGAGCUCACACUGCCACUGCCCAUGAUAUUCCUCUUCUGUGGAUAUACAACCUCAGUCUCCAGGACUUUCAAUCUAGUGCCUUUCACCAGUACUGAAUGUAGUCAAAAAUUAAAAAUAAGACACGAGGGGAAGGAGAUACUUGAUUUCCAAGAUGGCUGACAGUACUCUGCUCCAUAGCACUGAAUUUGAUGUUACUUUAUAGUCUAUAUAUGAAGUAAAAAGUGAUGAAGAUGCCCUAAAAGGCGAAGUACUUUGUGCCACUGACCGACGCUAAAUUUCAAGACUAUCUCGAUGGCCGCAAGAGAUCCAUCAAACUUAUGUGCAGAUCUUCAGAGUUCAAUCAAGACAAGACAACACUGAUCGUGACUAAUAAUCCCCUUCCUGACCUGAAUUCCAGUCACAGAAAGGACACUCCCAUGAAGUUUUUCUGCAAAGAGCACGUAGGAAGGGGGAUCGAUGCCAGGAGUCAACUUCAUUUACCCCCACUGAAGACACAACAGAACCAGCUGACUGGACCAGGCGCAUGUUUUGCUGAGGGAAACGUUGGGAGAUCACUGCAGUUCAGCAGGUUUUCCACAGACACUGAUUUCAAGACUGAAGGACAGUUUUCCAAAAGCUAUGCCAAGAGGCGAUUGCUAAAGCUAUACCCCCAUCUCCACUUUCAAGCUUUCCCGAGACUAGACACAAAGGGAGUGCAAUCCCUUCCAAGAAAGAACAGCAAGCCCACAAGAGAAACAAGCUGCCAGUGGGAACCAUUAACUCUUUCCUCCCUUUUUGAAGCAAAGCCCAUUGUCAACGUACCAGGGGAAAACAGCUUCAAGUAUGGGAAAGUCUCGCAGUGGGUAGUAAGCAGUUCUUUUGUAGAUAGUUCCAAAUAAAGCCUUCC
Molecule: messenger RNA, 1031 nt
Organism: Mauremys mutica (yellowpond turtle)
Lineage: Eukaryota; Metazoa; Chordata; Testudines; Geoemydidae
Gene: TSGA13
Product: testis specific 13
Exons: 5
Coding region: 463-1023 (186 amino acids)
Source: RefSeq, a predicted model, not a curated record